This is a messenger RNA of Anolis sagrei ordinatus, 2397 nucleotides long. Its product is annotated as metalloprotease TIKI1. Lineage: Eukaryota; Metazoa; Chordata; Lepidosauria; Squamata; Anolidae. Gene Ontology annotation, biological process: negative regulation of Wnt signaling pathway. The record is from RefSeq and is a predicted model, not a curated record. Gene Ontology annotation, molecular function: metalloendopeptidase activity. Gene Ontology annotation, cellular component: membrane.
UUGAGGCGAGAGCGCAACCAGCCACCGUGGGCUCUUUAAAAACAGGGGGAAGCCUCACCUCGCGCUCCGAAGAGUCUGAGGCGACUGAGAAAGAGAGAGAGGAGAGGGAGGGAGGCAGCCUCUUCCCCGCCCUUUCUGCUGCUCUGCUCUGCUCGGGGAGGAUGGUAGUGGCGGCGGAGGGGCGGCAAGGCUCCUGCCUCCUCUUCUUCUUCGUCCUCCUCCUCUUGCUGCCCGGAGCCAAGCAGAGCCCGGAGCCCACCGGCUGCCAGCUCCACAGGAAACAAAGUGAGCUGAACUCCUUCCUGUGGACUAUAAAGAGAGACCCACCGUCUUAUUUUUUUGGUACCAUUCAUGUACCGUAUACUCGAGUCUGGGAUCAUAUUCCUGAGAAUUCAAAGAAAGCUUUCCAGCAGAGCCAUAUUGUCUACUUUGAGCUGGACCUUACAGAUCCCUACACAAUCUCUGCUCUGACGAGUUGCCAGCUCCUGCCGCAAGGUGAGAACCUUCAGGAUGUACUUCCAAGGGACAUCUACCGCCGACUCAAGCGCCACUUGGAAUAUGUCAAGCUCAUGAUGCCUUCCUGGAUGACCCCGGACCAGCGAGGCAAAGGACUGUAUGCAGACUAUCUCUUCAAUGCUAUUGCAGGCAACUGGGAAAGGAAAAGACCUGUGUGGGUCAUGCUUAUGGUUAAUUCUCUGACUGAAGUUGACAUCAAAUCACGCGGUGUGCCUGUCUUGGAUCUCUACCUUGCCCAAGAAGCUGAACGACUGCGUAAGCAGACCGGGGCUGUAGAAAAAGUAGAGGAGCAAUGCCACCCACUGAAUGGCCUAAAUUUCUCUCAGGUGAUCUUUGCUUUGAAUCAGACUCUUUUGCAGCAAGAGAACCUCCGAGCAGGCAGCCUGCAGAUCCCUUAUACAACAGAGGACCUGAUCAAGCAUUACAACUGUGGAGACCUCAACUCCAUCAUCUUCAAUCAUGACACUUCUCAAGUUCCAAACUUCAUCAAUGCCACUCUGCCACCACAUGAACGCACUACUGCUAUGGAGAUUGACAGCUACUUCCGUCAGGAGCUUAUCUACAAACGGAAUGAGCGAAUGGGCAAGAGGGUGAAAGAUCUAUUGGAGGAGUAUCCUGACAAAAGUUUCUUCUUUGCAUUUGGAGCUGGUCACUUCAUGGGCAACAAUACAGUAAUAGAUGUUUUGAGAAGAGAAGGAUAUGGAGUUGACCAUACUUCUGCUGGACAAGCCAUCAACAGUGGGAAGAAUCGAAAGGCGCUGUCUUCCCUCUCAUCGUCUUCCUCAGAAUACCCCUCUUACAUCAUCUCCCAAGAGCUCCAUCCUUCCCAACAACAUCCCCAGAAAGAGGAGGAGGAAGAGGAGGAGGAGCUGUUGCCUCAUUUGCUGCUCCCGGAAAGCAUCGACCUGUUGGAGAAAGUAGACAGGAAAUAUAAAAAGAAGAAAAAGAAGCAGCAGAAGAAACAGCGUUUGCGCCAGUUCAAUGACCUCUGGGUACGCAUUGAGGAAAGUACCACUGAUCCACCACCGCGGAUCCGCAUAAUUAAUGGUUACAUUACUGUAGAGCCUCAGCCACGGGGUCACGGCCGAUCCAGUCAUGUCCAGGCAGACCUGAACUCCUCCAGUGGGUUGUUUCUGUUCUUUUAUGCAUUGACAUUGACGUUGGUGUUUUCUACUAUAACGUUGCUGGUGUGAAUCUCCGACAAAGAGCAACAUAUUCUAUUUUUUGGGAAUGAUCUGGUGGUGAAAUGAAGAAACAAUGACUUUAUUUGGAUGGGAGAUCAUCUAUAUGGGUGUGUUUUAAGCCUUAUCCUUUUCCUGAAUCUGGACCAUUCACAUGAUUAACUGGCUUCGCCAUGCCCAAUACAGGAAAAGAUAUUUUUAAUGAAAGCCAUUUUUAUCCUUCUCUUGCAGAAGAAAUAUUUCAUGUUAUCCCAUAAUGAUUUUGGGAGAUGUAUAUGUACUUUAGCUGUUAUUUACCUGUAUGAAAUUGACUUGAAUGCAGUUUGUUUGGGGUUUUUCCAUUUCUACAUUAUCUCUUGGAUGGUGUUAAAGGAAGUUUUUUGGCGCCUUAAAGUGCAGUAGCAACCUGUGUUGAAAUAAUAUUCCAGUAGCGAUAAUACCAUUUGGAAUGUAAUGCAGUCUGUCCAUGGCAGAUUCACACAAUACCUUGGUGCUUUUCAUGUAUGUUUUUCAGAUGCUACAUGUUCCCCCACUUCCUUGUUAAAAUAUCUCAUGUCUAUUAAUAAUGGAGGCGAGGGGGUUGGUAGCUCCAAAGGUUGCUCCCCUCUUCAGGAUAAUUGGUCUAUUAUGUUGAGGUAUCAUUUGAAAUAUUUUGGUACCUAUUUUAAACAAAUAAAUGAGUUGUGUCUCUUGUCUCUUG